Nerophis lumbriciformis (worm pipefish) is the source of this 1668-nucleotide messenger RNA. The record is from RefSeq and is a predicted model, not a curated record. NCBI's taxonomy places the organism in Eukaryota, Metazoa, Chordata, Actinopteri, Syngnathiformes, Syngnathidae.
AUGCCUCGCAGGCGUCAGAGACAUAUGGCAGGGAGUGGUUCCGAUGCAACUGAAGAUUCGGACUCCUCUGCUGAAAGAGAGCAAACCAACAGUUCAGAAAGUGAUGGAAACAGGACCAAGAGACAGCGUCUCACCAGAGCCUCCACUCGCCUGAGCCAGAGUUCUCACGAUACGGCUGACUUGAAGCAGGCAGCAGACCAAGACGAAUCCCCACCACUUACCCCUACAGGAAAUGCGCCAUCAUCUGAAUCUGAGCUGGACAUCUCCAGCCCGAAUGCCUCGCAUGAUGAGAGCCAGGUCAAAGAUCAGGUCAAUAGAGACUCUGAUAAGGACCUCUCCCAUCGACCCAAACGUCGUCGGUGCCACGAGACGUACAACUUUAACAUGAAAUGCCCGACACCUGGUUGCAAUUCACUUGGUCAUCUCACGGGAAAACACGAACGCCACUUUGCUGUGUCAGGGUGCCCUCUGUAUCACAAUCUUUCUGCAGAUGAAUGCAAGGUAAAAGCUGUCAGCCGUGAGAAGCAAGACGAGGAAAUGAAGGGACAAGAGGAGAGCAAUUCUCGCCAUGCAACACGUCAUCAAACUCCUACGUCAAAGCAGAGCAGAUACAAAGAGCAAGUAGCUGAAAUGAGAAAGGGGAGAAACUCAGGCUUGCAGAAGGAGCAGAAAGAAAAACACAUGGAACAUCGACAAACACAUGGCAACACCAGGGAGCCUCUGCUGGAGAACAUCACUAGUGAUUAUGACUUGGAGCUUUUCAGGAAAGCUCAGGCCCGUGCCUCUGAAGACCUGGAGAAGCUUCGCAUUCAGGGUCAGAUCACCGAAGGCAGCAACAUGAUUAAAACCAUCUUGUUUGGCCGCUACGAGCUGGACACUUGGUAUCACUCGCCCUAUCCCGAGGAGUACGCUCGCUUAGGUCGCCUUUACGUGUGUGAAUUCUGCCUAAAGUAUAUGAAAAGCCAGACCAUCCUUAGGCGACACAUGGCAAAAUGUGUGUGGAAACAUCCUCCAGGUGACGAAGUGUAUAGAAAAGGUUCUAUAUCUGUUUUUGAAGUUGACGGCAAGAAAAAUAAGAUCUACUGCCAGAAUUUGUGUUUACUUGCCAAACUCUUCCUUGACCACAAAACACUCUAUUACGACGUGGAGCCUUUUCUCUUUUAUGUCAUGACUGAGGCCGACAACACAGGCUGCCAUUUAGUGGGAUACUUUUCCAAGGAGAAGAAUUCAUUCCUCAACUACAAUGUUUCCUGCAUUCUGACCAUGCCUCAAUACAUGAGACAGGGUUUUGGCAAGAUGCUUAUUGACUUCAGCUACUUGCUGUCUAAAGUGGAGGAGAAGGUAGGUUCGCCAGAGAGGCCUUUGUCGGACCUCGGCCUUAUCAGCUACCGCAGCUACUGGAAGGAAGUGUUACUCCGAUACAUGCACAACUUCCAGGGAAAGGAGAUCUCUAUCAAAGAGAUUAGUCAGGAAACUGCCGUCAAUCCCGUGGAUAUCGUGAGCACGCUACAGUCACUUCAGAUGCUCAAAUACUGGAAGGGGAAGCACUUGGUAUUGAAGCGUCAGGACUUGAUUGAUGAGUGGAAAGCAAAGGAAGUCAAGAGAGGCAAUGGUAACAAAACCAUUGACCCCAGCUCACUGAAAUGGACCCCUCCCAAGGGGACAUAA